This is a messenger RNA of Trichoderma asperellum CBS 433.97, 1802 nucleotides long. Its product is annotated as mitochondrial 54S ribosomal uL3m domain-containing protein. The record is from RefSeq and is a predicted model, not a curated record. Lineage: Eukaryota; Fungi; Ascomycota; Sordariomycetes; Hypocreales; Hypocreaceae. Gene Ontology annotation, cellular component: nucleus.
AUCAAAUUCGAAAAAAACUCGUUGUAUCUUCGCAUCUCCAUUCUCAUCGAUUCUUUUUCAAAUAACCGUUUCAACCAAUUUCCUAUUCUUUUUACUCCCGAUUUAUUGGAUUACCCAAGUGCAUUAUACAUCGAGAUAGAAUGUCUCACUGCCACGACGAGCAUGAUCACCAUGGCCACGGCCACGAUCACGGCGAGCACGACCACUCAGACGACAUCACGCCCGCGCUGCAGUCCUCGCUGUACGAGCAGAUCAACUUUGAUGAAAUCACGACGCUCAACGAGUCGCGCAGAGAUGCCGGCAAGGCCAUUGUCAAGAAGACGUGGGCGGAGAGACUGAGCCAGGAUCCCGAGCUGGAGAGUGAUGCUGAUGAGCAGCUUCUCAUGACGGUCCCAUUCACUGCGCAAAUCAAGCUACACUCCAUCCUCAUCCGCACAUCACCCGCCCUCUCAGCCCCCAAAACCCUGCACCUGUACAUCAACCGUGACGACAUCGACUUCGCCGCCGCCGAGGAGACGACGCCGGUGCAAGUCCUGGAGCUCUCACAGACGUCGGAAAUCCAAGAAAUCCCCGUCAAGCGCUCUGCGUUUGGAAGCGUCCAGCGCCUGGUGCUCUUCUUCGUGGACAACUUUGGCGAAGGGGACGAGGACGUGUCGCGGAUCAGUUACCUGGGAUUCAAGGGCGAGUGGACGAGAUUGGGAAAGGCGCCGACGAAUAUUAUUUAUGAGGCGGCUGCGCAGCCGGGAGAUCACAAGGGCAGCCGCCAAUUCACAAAAAAUAGCAACAACAGAGGCUCCCCUCCAAUGCCUCCCAGGAUACCCAUCCUAGUGGCUCUGCCACGCUUCGCCGCAAUCAACCGAUCGCCUCUCCUCCUCCCGCAUAUCCCCCAGCGAGGCAUCAAAUAUGGCUGGUCGACGGCACCGCCACGAUCCAAGCACAAGCGCUUCAACCAGCCAAACUCGGGCCUCCCCGCGCUGACGACCGGCCCGGCCGCCGCCCUCAAGCGCCGCGAGAACACGACGCCUCUGCGCACGGGAGUGCUGGCCAUCAAGAAGGGCAUGACGAGCAUCUUCCAGGGCAAGACGCGCGUGGUGUGCACGGUGCUGCAGAUGGAUCAGGUGCAGGUCAUUGCCAACAAGACGAGGGAGAAGCACGGCUACUGGGCGGUGCAGAUUGGCCUUGGGGCUAGGCAAGGACGCAAUGUGACGAGCCCGAUGCUGGGAUACUACGAGGCCAAGGGCAUUGCGCCCAAGGCCGAGCUGGCCGAGUUCAAGGUUCGAGACCAGGAAGGUCUUUUGCCCGUGGGAGCUCAAUUGCUGCCGGAUUGGUUCCAGCUGGGCCAGCACGUCGAUGUGCGAGCUCGGUCAAGAGGAAUGGGCUUCGCCGGUGGUAUGAAGCGUCACGGCUUCGCUGGUCAGGAAGCCUCGCACGGAAACUCCAAGAACCACCGAACGAUUGGUUCAACAGGUCCCUCUCAGGGUGGAGGUAGUCGAGUCAUCCCCGGAAAGAAGAUGCCUGGCCGCAUGGGCAACGAGUUCCGAACGGUGCAGAACCUCAAGGUGCUCAAGGUGGACAACGAACUGGGCGUGGUGCUGGUCAGCGGACCGAUCCCCGGACCAAAGGGCCGCAUUGUGCGGCUGCAGGAUUCGAAGAAGAGAAAGGCCCCUGCGCUGCCUCACAGGGUGAAGGCGCUGGAGCAGCUGGAUGAGAGACAGCCUGACUUGCAGGAGAAGCUGGAGCAGGCGAGGCUGAGGCAUUUGGAGAUGCAAGCUCAGCGGAAGGCAUAUGUUGCGGAGGUGUAA